Messenger RNA from Amphimedon queenslandica, 911 nucleotides. Its product is annotated as rho GDP-dissociation inhibitor 1-like. Gene Ontology annotation, biological process: Rho protein signal transduction. Lineage: Eukaryota; Metazoa; Porifera; Demospongiae; Haplosclerida; Niphatidae. Gene Ontology annotation, cellular component: cytosol; cytoplasm; membrane. The record is from RefSeq and is a predicted model, not a curated record. Gene Ontology annotation, molecular function: protein binding; Rho GDP-dissociation inhibitor activity. The transcript is spliced from 6 exons. Bases 117 to 728 code for a protein of 203 amino acids.
AGCAUGCGCAAUAAUUGCGGCCAAUUUCCUAUUCCUGCUGCAUCAGUCUUUCUGUGGGGCUCCAUUUUCUUUUUCAUUCUUUCUCCCUUUCUCUCUCAAAUUUGAUUAUAGGAGACAUGGCCGAGGGCGCUGACCAAGCUGAGCAACUCCCUCCAGAAGUCCCAGAGGGAGAAGAGGAUGAGACCACGCCAGGGUACAAGGCUCCUAAAAAGGUCGACUUACAAACUAUACAGCAGAUGGACGCUGACGACGAGUCCCUCGUCAAGUACAAGCAGCAGCUGCUGGGGCAGACAGCGGGUAUUUUAGACGAAGGUGGCUCAAAUGUGCUACUAAAGCAGAUGAUUAUUGCUCCAGAAGGCCGUGACGAAAUCACUUUAGAUCUCACUGGUGAUCUGUCUAAGUUUAAGAAGAACCCAGUAGUGAUAAAGGAGGGGACGCAGUAUCGGCUUAAAAUUGUCUUCCGUGUUCAGAGGGAGAUUGUCUCAGGUCUCCGCUACAAUCAUGGAGCCUUUAGGAAAGGAAUAAAAGUUGACAAGUCCAACCUAAUGGUUGGGAGCUAUGGUCCUAAGACAGAAGCACAUGUCUUUACUACACCUGUAGAAGACGCACCCAGUGGUAUGCUUGCUAGGGGGGACUACACCAUCAAGAGCAAGUUCACCGACGAUGACAAGAACCCCAUCCUUGAGUGGGAGUGGGUUUUAAAGAUCGCCAAGGAUUGGGAGAAAUGAGAAUAGUCUGUCUUUAUGUGGCCAUUUUGUUUCUUUUUGACUAAGAAUGAUUGUAGCGAUUUAUAAUUAUUGUAGAUACGUUUUGUUGUGUAGAAGUUAAUUAUUAUUGUUGUUUUUGUUCUUUUUGUUUUGCCAUUUUUCAGUUGUGGCCUUUUCAAUUUGUAAUAAUUUAUUAAAAAUACA